AUGGUUGGCUCACUCGGUGUCCUCUCUGCGUCCAUGGCCAAGUCCUCCGUGUCCGAGUUCCUGCAGACCAUGGCCGCCUCCGCCGACGUACUGGCACUGGCCAAAGUUGAAGUUGAGUUGGGCGCGAUUCCUGAGGGCAAGAACGUCAUCAUCAAAUGGCGCGGAAAGCCUGUUUUCAUCAGGCACAGGACACAGGCUGAGAUCGAGGAGGCGCGUUCCUCGGACUGGAAAUCUUUCAGGGAUCCUCAGCCUGACGAGGACCGCGUGAAGAAGCCAGAGUGGUUGGUCAUGUUGGGCGUUUGCACGCAUCUGGGUUGUGUUCCCAUCGGCGAGGCUGGCGAUUUUGGAGGAUGGUUUUGCCCUUGCCAUGGCUCUCACUACGAUAUCUCUGGACGGGCUCGCAAAGGACCCGCUCCCCUUAAUCUCGAGGUGCCCGCCUACGAAUUCACUGAGGGGGAUGAGAAGGUCGUCAUUGGAUGA
Molecule: messenger RNA, 480 nt
Organism: Laccaria bicolor S238N-H82
Lineage: Eukaryota; Fungi; Basidiomycota; Agaricomycetes; Agaricales; Hydnangiaceae
Exons: 4
Coding region: 1-480 (159 amino acids)
Biological process (GO): mitochondrial electron transport, ubiquinol to cytochrome c
Cellular component (GO): membrane
Molecular function (GO): quinol-cytochrome-c reductase activity; 2 iron, 2 sulfur cluster binding
Source: RefSeq, a predicted model, not a curated record